Molecule: messenger RNA, 3152 nt
Organism: Coregonus clupeaformis (lake whitefish)
Lineage: Eukaryota; Metazoa; Chordata; Actinopteri; Salmoniformes; Salmonidae
Product: KN motif and ankyrin repeat domain-containing protein 4-like
Biological process (GO): negative regulation of actin filament polymerization
Cellular component (GO): cytoplasm; cytoskeleton
Molecular function (GO): protein binding
Source: RefSeq, a predicted model, not a curated record
UUCAAUAAUUCCUGUGCCUCUGCUCCAGAUGCUCCAGAUAAGUGUGAGAGAAAGACACAGAGAGACACACACACAGGGAGAGGAGAGACGGACUGAAGCAACGUGCUGGACUUGGACGAGUUCCCAUCAACACUUCAGUAGCAGACAGCUGGGAAAAUAAGAACCUUCCUUGGAGGUUGCCAACUCUGACUAGAGAGAAGUCAUUCCAUGACCCUGAACUACUACAGCGAUGGAAAAGAAAAGUGCAAAUGGCUACCCUAGAGCUGGGGCAGAGAGUGGAGAUGGGAGUCAGAGGAAGCAGCUGCCCUACUCCGUAGAGACCCCCUACGGCUUCCACCUGGACCUUGAUUUCCUCAAGUAUGUGGACGAUAUCGAGAAAGGCAACACCAUCAAGAGGGUGCACAUCCAGCGCAAGGCCAGGUGCCCUCCUAAGUUCAGCACCCUUCCCAGGAACUUCAGCCUGCUUGGGCAUGGAGCCUGGCCAGCCCCUAAGGACACCUGGUCCUCCACCUCCACCCUAGGGCCCAAGCCCCGGGGCAGAGUCACCGAGGUCCAGCAGAUCUUGGAUUUUAGACACAGUGAUGGAGGUAGUGGCACAUCGGAGGGUCAUAGCCAGAACAGCAGGGUGCAGGGGGGUAGCUUAGCCUCUGCCAGGCCCAGUGAGGAGGCAGGUGCUGGGGCUCGGGUGUUAGGCGAACAGCUCCUGUGGCGGCCCAACCUCCUCCGGACGUCCAGCAUGCCAGUCACCAUCCCGCACAGGAAGGACUCUGAGUCUGGGGACGAAAGAACGGAGAACGGCUCAUCUGAGAACGUGGUCUGCGCUGUGCCCCAGGACCGAUUGGGGCUGCACCAGCAGAUCACCGCAGCCCUGAAGAGGGUCAGAGAGCUGGAGGACAUGGUGAGGACCAUCCCAGAGCUCAAGUCCCAGAUCUGCUCACUGAGGGUGGAGAGAGAGCAGCUAAUCCUCAGGCUGCAGGACCAAACCAAACCCCAGCCUCCACACCCCCCACAAAGUGCCUCGCCCUCCCCAGCCCCAAGCACUGAUCCUGGGCCAGCCUCUCAGCUGCCGGGUGCUGGAGCAGCAGUGGAUCCCGGGAGAGCAGAGAGCACCGCGUCAGAGACAGAAAUGCAACAGGAAUCCUUAAAGAGUACCGCACAAGAAGGAGAACCAGAUAGGCUUUUAGCAGCACAGGAACCAGAGAGACAGGCACAGACAUCAGAGGGACCAGAUAGACAAACAGCAUUUGUGAAUCCAUUAGCGCACACAGCGGAAAGGCAAACAGAGCAAUCAGAGAACGUUACAAUACUGAAAGCACCAGAACCUUUAGACAGUAGAGUGUUUGUGCAAGUCAUAGAGGGAGUCAGUGUCAGUGGUGAGGGGGACCUUCAUAGUAUCAAACAGCUCCAGGCUAAGCUAGUAGCGCUAGAGGCUAAGCUAAGUCAGGCUAGCGAAGACCUGGAUAGAACGAACAGUCUCCUGAGACAACAGGUAGAGGAGAAUAGGAUGAAGGAGGAGAGGAUACUACAGCUGAGCGAAGGAGGAAUAGGAGGAGCGGAGGAGGUGUCCGGGGAGAGACAGACAAGUAGGAGGACCAGUGUGGACCAGCAGACCGAGACAGAGCGAGUGGGAAGUGUAAGUCAGGAGACAGAGACAGAGAGGGCUGAUAUGGGGGAGCAGGGCACAGAUACAGAGAGGAUAGUCAUCUGUUUAACCAGAAAGACGGCUGAUAUUGUGGACCAGGGGACGGAGACGGAGCAGUUUGACACUCAAGACCAGGUGACAGAGACAGAGAUGGUAGUUGUAUGUCCAGUCAGACCACGUGCUAACAGUGUGGAUCAGGGAACAGAGACAGAGAGAGUGGAUACGGUGGACCAGGUGACAGAGACACCGCCUGGAGACAGUUUAGACCAGGUGACGCAGACAGUAGUCAGUGUAGAUCAGACGACAGAGACAGCACCUGAACGUGCAGUGAGACCAGCGAGACAUAGGGCUAACAGUGUGGACCAGGGGACAGAGACACAGACAGUGGAUACUGUGAACAAGGUGACAGUGACAGAGACACAGACAGGAGUCAGUGUAGAACAGGUGACAGAGACACAAACACAGACAGCACCUGUAAGUCCAGUGAGACCAGCAAGACAUAGGGCUAAAAGUGUGGACAGGAGAACAGAGACAGAAAGAGUGGGUACAGUUGACCAGGUGACAGAGACAGUGGUGGCACAGAGUGCAUAUCAGCAGACAGAGACAGAGAGAGACAGAGUUGAGACUAGCAAUAACCCACAUACAGAAAUAGAGAUUGAGAGUGCAGCCAUAGUAAGUGCAGCCAUAGAAAGUGCAGUCACAGAAAUUGAGGAAGCAGAACGUGUAGUCUCAUGCAGUGUGGUUAAAGAUGGUGAUAUCACUGAGAGUGCAGUAAGUUUUGUGGUUGUAGAAAGUGUGGGCACAGAGAAUGUGGCCACAGAGAAUGUGGUCACAGAGAAUGUAGUCACAGAAAGUAUGGUAACAAAGAGACAAGUAGUGGUAGUAGAGGAGACUGUAGUUGAACAAAUUACAGUGACUGAAAGUGUGGUUACGCAGAGUACGACCACAGAGAGUACAGUCAUAGAGAGUGCGGUCACAGAGAAUUUGGAAACCGAGAGCGAGGUUGUAAAGACCACAGUUACAGAGAGUAUGGUCACAGAAAGUGCGGUCAUAGAAUCUCCAGCCCCAGAGAGCACAGCAGUAGCACCCACUCCCUCUUCCAGCCAGACCCAGAUGGGUCAGAAGGAGUCUGAGCAGGCCCAGCCCCAGUCACAGAACCCUAGUUGCGGGUCCAACCCAGUGAAGGCCCAGGCUCAGGCCCCUCGCCAGGGGUCCAACCCAGCCCUGGGCCAGGUGGUGACGCGCCUCACAGGGCUGAUCAAUGAGCAGUGGGCCCAGCUGGGUGGCAGCCAGGACAAGCCAGACAAGCAGGAGACCCCCAGCCCGAGUGCCCAGAAGCCUGCAGAGGGGCAGGGUAUGCCCGCCACGGGGAAGCCUUCAGCGGGGAAGGCAGCGGGGAAGUCAGGGCUGUCUAAGAUUAGCUCCAUCCAGAGCCAGCUGGUCAGCUCCCUCAGUGCCCUGUCUGCCUUCUACUCCCCUGGACAGAAGGCAGCCGCCAGCAAACAACAAG